AUGAGGAGCAUCGCCACGUGUUACAGCGAACACGCCACCAAAGUCUCCGACUCCUACUGCUCCGGCCCGGCGCCGAGCCGGACCAGCAUUUCCCAUCACCCGACCCGCCCGGCGCCGAGCUCCGUCACUUCCACUUACAAAAUAAUCAGAAACGCCUCCUCGCCGAUUUUCGUCACCGUCAGUUGGUCCGGCUGCGGCAGGGGAGGCAGGGGAUUCUCCGUCUCUGUAACGGACAAAAUCAAAUCUUCUGCUUGUCAUUCGACGGCGAAUUCUUUCCACCAAUUGAGGAAACCGAAAGGGAGCAACGAGUUCGAAGCCUGCGGUUCGAGAAUCGAGCUGCUCUGGAACCUCUCCCCUGCUUUCUACGAAACAGGGCCUGAACCGGUCAGCGGGUUCUACGUCGUCGUAUUGGUCGAUUCGGAGCCCGGUUUGUUCCUCGGGGACGUCGAGGAGAUCGAGGACGAGGAAGGCGAAAUUGGGUUCCCAAAAUUAGGAGUCAACGGGGAGAAGAUUCGACUGGCGGCGGAGCUCUCCCCUGUUUCCCGGAUCGAGAAAUUCGUCUCCGGCAGGUCGGGUCACGGUUCGUAUUCGACCCGGGCGCAGUUCUGCAGGGUGGGGGAAAUGCACGACGUGAUGAUCAAUUUCGGAUCCGGGGGUGAUCGGUCGGCGGCGGGGGUGUCGGUCUGGAUCGACGGCCGGCGGGUUUUUCAGGUGAGGAGGUUGAGGUGGAAUUUCCGCGGGAACCAGACGAUUUUCCUGGACGGGAUUGUGGUGGACGUGAUGUGGGAUUUGCACGACUGGUCUUUCAAGGAAACAGGGGAAGGAGAAAAAGAAGAAGACGGCGGCGGAAGAGGAGGAGGAGGAUAUACGGCGGCGGCGGCGGCGAGGGGUGCGGCGGUUUUUCUGUUCAGGACGAGAAGCGGAUUGGAUAGCAGGCUGUGGCUGGAUGAGAAGAUUCUUGAGCAGAAGAAGGAUCCUGAGAGAGCUGAAUUCUCCCUCUUGAUUUGUGCAUGUAAGAAGCCAGGUUGA
Messenger RNA from Linum tenue, 1029 nucleotides. The record is from the annotation of a GenBank genome assembly. Lineage: Eukaryota; Viridiplantae; Streptophyta; Magnoliopsida; Malpighiales; Linaceae.